Messenger RNA from Trametes versicolor FP-101664 SS1, 1818 nucleotides. Its product is annotated as acyl-CoA dehydrogenase NM domain-like protein. The transcript is spliced from 7 exons. Bases 1 to 1659 code for a protein of 552 amino acids. Gene Ontology annotation, cellular component: peroxisome. Lineage: Eukaryota; Fungi; Basidiomycota; Agaricomycetes; Polyporales; Polyporaceae. Gene Ontology annotation, molecular function: FAD binding; fatty acid binding; acyl-CoA oxidase activity. Gene Ontology annotation, biological process: lipid homeostasis; fatty acid beta-oxidation using acyl-CoA oxidase. The record is from RefSeq and is a predicted model, not a curated record.
AUGGACCAUAAAGACCGUGCCAUACUCUCGUAUAGGAAGGCAAAGGCGAUCGGUCUUUCAUACAACAUGACGAUGAACGAUUUACUCUCGCUUACCCCAAAGUUUUGGCAACUCCAUGGCGACCCGAUGGUGCUAUUGGAUGGGGCUGCGAUGACUCUUCUUACGAUACAAUACAACCUAUGCGCAGGUACACUUGCCCGUUAUGCCGUGCGGCGUCCGGAGUUGGUUCCCCUUGUCGAAGACCUUCUUCGGUACCGUAAGCAUGGACAGUUCAUGCUGACGGAGCUGGGCCACGGCCUCGACAUCAGCAACAUGGAGACAACAGCUACUCUACUGCCUUCGGGGGAGUUCCUUCUCAACUCUCCGACGCCCAGCUCUGCCAAAGCAAUGCCUCCCACUGCGCCAGCUGGGUUGCCGUGCAUAGCGGUCGUGUUUGCGAGGCUCAUUGUCAACGGCGAAUUCUGUGGACACCGCCCGUUCGUCGUCCCACUCAACGAUGGAAGACAGAUGUGCACAGGCAUCCAAUCCAGGUUGCUUCCCUUUCGCGAAGGUCCAAACCCGGUCAUGCACUCCUUGACCACGUUCCACAACGUCCGGCUUCCCCGGAGCGCGCUCCUUGGCUCACUCUCCCGCCCCCAUGACAACCACACGAAUCUCCUGGACAUCAUUCACCGCGUCUCGAUUGGGACUAUUGCCAUCGGUUGCGUCCCGUUGUCCUCCAUGCAGGCCUGCGCGACCAUCGGAGCGAUGUACUCCCUCCGUCGGAAGAUCGGUAGCCCGACACAGCAAGUUCCCAUCUUGACGUUCCGCACUCAGCACGGGCCUAUCCUCGCGGUGACCGCCAGCGCGUACGUGACGCAGGCGCUACAACGGUGGUCCAUCGCACAGUUCUGCGACAAGACCCUCGAUGCUCGCGUGCGGCAUGGCAUUGCCGCCGUCUUCAAGUCGGUCAUGGUGCAACUUUCACAACAAGGCUCCGUGCACGUGUCCGAGCGGUGCGGAGCGCAGGGCCUGUUCGCGCACAACCAGAUGACCCGUGUACACAGCGAAAUACGUGGACUCGCGAUCGCCGAGGGCGACAUCCUCGUGCUCUCUAUCCGCCUCAUCAACGAACUGCUUCUCGGACGCUACACCUUGCCCCCUUCCACAAACCCAGACUCCCUCCUCGCGCGACACGAAGCAGCCCUCUUCGCUGAGCUGCGCGCGGUCGCGGCCGAACCACCGCACCACCGUGACGAGGAGGUGAGCCGGCGCGUGCUCCCGCGCUGCCAGCCCAUGAUGGAGGCGAUCGGGCACCGCAUGGCGUACGACGCCGCGGUCACGCAGGGCGUGCGCCCCGCACUCGUCGACCUCUUCGUCGCAAACGCGAUGCAGUUCGACGCGGCGUGGUACGCAGAGUGCGCGGGGGUCGGGCGCACGGCGCAGCGGGACAUGGAGGCGCGUGCGAUGGACGCGGUGCUGCCGAUGCUGGGCGAGCUUGUCGCGGAGAUGGACGUCUUCGCGUACGUGAGCGCGCCGAUCGUGAGCGACGAGCGGUGGGGUGCGUUUGUUGAGGGCCUCACGACCUACGAGGGGACCGCACACGUGGACGCACUGGAGCCGGCGCAGGGCGCGCCUGUGGUGCAAGCCCAGCCCGAGAUGGUGCGUUCACACUUGUGAUUCGCGCUUGGAUUUUGGCCUCGUCGUAUCAUAUUCCUCUUCCCUGCGCAUCCGUCCCUAACACACUGUAGCAUACUAGUGCUCCCGAGUUGUCUCGUUCCAUACUGUAGACUAUGACCGCUUGCUCUCGUGUUCGCCCCCUACCCUAGUAAUACUUCC